AUGCCCAAACUUCUCGUCUCGGAGCAGCUUUCCACGCUUAUAUCUCAAUCUAACCUUUCCGAAGAUGCUAAGGAGGCAUUGAAGACCAAAGACUACAUCACCCACAGUGAGCUCUUUGAGUUUUACAAAUCCCAAUCGCCAACACCAGCCUUCGCUGACUUGUUGAAAUCCACAUCCGUAUACAAGCCGGCAAAGAUUGUUGAAGAGGUUCCAAAGACUAAAGAGUACUUGAAAACAAUGCGGCAGUUGCGUUUGAGAAAGGAAGAGGAAGACUACCAGCGGUUGGUCAAUCCACACGUCUCCACCUACGAUCAGAACUCGCUCAGAGAGGACGCCCCACUUACCCCGGCGCAGGCAACCAAGGAGCUCAAAUCCCAAAUAACCACCAUUAUUAAUAUCUUGUUGAGCGUAGGCUCGGUGGUUUACGCGAUUUGGUACUGGACCAACACUUCGUGGAAGUUGAACGACGCCUACAGGGUGCUACUAUGCUUAUUCUUUGGUAUUCUUGUAUUGGUGGCCGAGGUGGUAGUCUUCAACGGUUACUUAACCAAGAUUGACGAUGCAAAGAAGACGGAAAGGCGAAAAAAGGAGGUCAAAAGCGUGGUGGAGACGUAUGAAAUCGGCAAGCUGGUUUAUAAGCAAAAGUAA
Babjeviella inositovora NRRL Y-12698 is the source of this 648-nucleotide messenger RNA. It is a transcript of the gene VPH2, whose product is annotated as Vph2p. Bases 1 to 648 code for a protein of 215 amino acids. Lineage: Eukaryota; Fungi; Ascomycota; Pichiomycetes; Serinales. The transcript has a single exon. The record is from RefSeq and is a predicted model, not a curated record. Gene Ontology annotation, biological process: vacuolar proton-transporting V-type ATPase complex assembly. Gene Ontology annotation, cellular component: endomembrane system.